AAGGUCAGUGUGUGUCACCGUGUUCUUUGCGGCGUUGUGUCUGAACUUGCUGGUCACCGUGUUCUUUACGGGGUUGUGUCUGAACUUGCUGUUGUGUUGUGUGUAGUGAAAAUGGUCCAUUUUUAUAAAUACUGAUAACACCGAUGGAUGCAACGAUAUUUUAAUCGCUCUGUCCAUAAUUCGCGAACGUUUCAAUUUCCUGCCUAGCAGUUACACAAUUACCGUGUACCUUGAGCCCCCAAGUGCAAGACUGGUUGGUCAGGAGUUACUCCAAACUCAAGUUUUAUCAACCACCAACAAUUGGGCUUCCUUUUGGACACCUUUAUUCAACGACCAUCCCACCAUUUUGAAGGUCUGGAACCACCAUUUCCAGAGCGAUUCCCGAAAUAUCCCCCUUCAGUGAAGACACUUGCGAGUUCAUUGUCACGAGGAGGCCACGGCCGAGCCGCGAUGUGGUAACUGAUGGUUAUUUCUGGAGGAGGCAGCGACGCCACCAUUAUGGGAGACGGGAUCUGCAUCCUUUCAAGCUGUUUAUAUCAGUUUCCAGAAAACGAGGGGUUUCCAACAUUGAUUGAAACUUUGAAAAAGAGCCAAAGAAGCGCACGAAUUCAUCUUUAUUUAAAUGCAAGCCGCCGCAAUGUCCCAAAGCACGACCAGCGGCACAUCCUCUCGUCGCCACCACCAGCGAGACCACGACUCGGCCUCCAUCACGUCCUCUCGCAUUGCGGACAUCACCGAGUGGGAAGCAAAUGAGGCCCUACGCCAGCGGGAGCUGGAGGAGGCCCGCGGCCGCGCCGCCCAGAUGGAGAAGACGAUGCGCUGGUGGUCCGACUGCACCGCCAAUUGGAGGGAAAAGUGGAGCAAGGUGAGGAACGAGCGAAACAAAGCGCGAGAAGAGUGCAAGCAAUUGCGGACGAAACUGGACGCCGCCACCAAAGACACCGCCACCUACAAGCGCGACAAGGAGGAGCUCGAGAUACAAAACGACCAACUCAAGAAAGAAAUGGAAAAAAUACACAUCUUGCUGCUGAAACACGCAGGCCAGUUUGACAGCCAGAUUUUCGAAGCGCUAGGGGAGGACCCCCUCAAAGACUUCGUCUUCAGUCAGAGCAACGGGUCGCCGAGUCGCGAAAAUGGGGCCUCGAGGCAGCCGGAGUGUGACAGUACGGCCCUGCAGGACGGCUGUAUCGAGGACUAUAUCCUUCAAGGGGCUGUUCCACGGUACGUCAAAGACACUCUUGAUGAAAAGGGGGACUUGGCAAAUGGGGUGCAAAAGCCAGGCGAUAAAAACGGGGCUCACAGAGAGGACUAUGACGAAGAGUACGUUAUCCAGAAAUUGUCAAUGUUGCAGUUGAGGUUGGAGGAGACCACGAAAACGCUCCAAGUUGAACGAGAGGAGAAGUCUCAACUGCACCGCGUUAUUGAUAAAUUAACAGUUGAGUUGCAAGAAGUCAAGGAAAAGUGCGAUGAGUUGAGGGAAGCUAAGCAGGAGGCGGCCAGAGAGUUGUUAUCGCUGCAGGAUCAGCACCAGGAAGAGAUUAGGUUAAUUAGGGCUGAUUUGCAGGAUGAGGCCAAUUCUCGCGAAGGCAUGGAUAAGCGACUCAAUGACCUCAGAGCUGAAUUGGAAAGGCUACAGGCUGAAAAUGCUGCCGAAUGGGGCAAGCGAGAGCGUUUGGAAACGGAAAAACUUGCCCUAGAACGUGAUAAUAAAAAAUUGCGAGCUGAAUUGAGAGACAUGCAAGAACGUAUGGAAAGAAAAGGCCGACCUUUAUCAAAUUCGGACGCCGAAGUCAGGCAUUUACAACAGGAGUUGUCUGAUAAAAAUAAAGAAAUAUCAGAGUUGAGGCACUCGCAGAACAAGUUGAAGAAAAUGGUACAAGACAAAAUAACCGAAUUGGCUCAUGCGGUGAGACGGGCGGAACAAUACGAGUCCGAAGUGAAAAAAUUGCGGAGCAGAGUUGAAGAAUUGAAGCGAGAUUUAGCAGUGGCUGAAGAUGAGCUCGACACUGCAUCAAACAACAUUAGAAAAUUGCAACGAACCAACGACGAGCUUCAAGAACAAGUCGACAAUUUCCAAGUCCAGUUGCAGCAUUUACACACAAGUAUGGAAAAAGAAGACGGUGGAGAAGAAAUGGCGCUUUACGAUGAGAACGAAUGUGUUACGUAAUUGUAGUUCGUCAAGUUUGCUGUCGCAUCGAGGAACUCUGCUCACGGAGGAUGGUAGUGAUGAUGAUGUUGCUGAAUAUUAGUUUGAUUUCUUCCAUUAAUAUCUGGAACGUACUUAGUAAUUUUCCGAGGAAAGUUAUGUGUUCAACACGGCCUUGCAACGGAAAUAAGUACCAGGAAAAUGAAACUUGAAAAGUAACAACUAAAUGUACUUAUUUCUCUUGCAUCCGACGGUCUGUUUGUGUUCACUUCUCCCUUAUUUAUUGCUUGUACAUAACUCUGUACCUUGUAGUUACUUACCAGUAGACGACUAAAUUAUAUUAUUUUUAUAUGAGGCACAAUUUAAUGUGAUUUUUUCAAUUUUUGCAGUUUGACAUUUAUUGAGAUAAGAAGCGAUCAAUGGCCUAGUGUGUGCUAGGUUUGUCCUGUUUUUGACUGAUAUGUAAAGAGUAGACUGAAUUUGUUUACAGUGUAUUUUCAAAAAUUGCAUGAUUGUUGUGUAUACGUAGAAACUUCGCACUUGUUUCAUUCCCCACCAGAUUAUUCCAUUUCACAGGGUGAUAACUAAAAUUGUUCCAAGGGGGAUAAACUAGUCUAGUGUGUAACCAGUUUGCCAAUCAUUUUAGACUUAGUUCCAGUGUCAUCAACACAAUUCCAUCUCAAUCACAUGUAGCAAUAACUACUUGUUCAAUUUCAAACCAGUGUUGCACUUAUUAGUGCCUUACUACUCACAAUUAUGAUUUGAGGAUUUUUUUCUUUAUAAAGCACUACUCAUUUAACAAACGAAACUGUUUUUAUAUUAAUAAAAUUGUACCUAGCUGUUUCGCUCAGGGCUAUGUAUCACGUGUAAUUCGUGCCAAUAAAUAUUUAAUUAAAAA
Messenger RNA from Tribolium castaneum (red flour beetle), 3044 nucleotides. RefSeq lists its product as uncharacterized. The record is from RefSeq and is a predicted model, not a curated record. The coding region runs from base 623 to 2167 and encodes 514 amino acids. Gene Ontology annotation, cellular component: myosin complex. NCBI's taxonomy places the organism in Eukaryota, Metazoa, Arthropoda, Insecta, Coleoptera, Tenebrionidae. The transcript has 10 exons.